Messenger RNA from Guillardia theta CCMP2712, 1748 nucleotides. RefSeq names its product ketolacid reductoisomerase. Gene Ontology annotation, molecular function: ketol-acid reductoisomerase activity. Lineage: Eukaryota; Cryptophyceae; Pyrenomonadales; Geminigeraceae. The record is from RefSeq and is a predicted model, not a curated record. The transcript is spliced from 9 exons. Gene Ontology annotation, biological process: L-valine biosynthetic process. The coding region runs from base 1 to 1734 and encodes 577 amino acids.
AUGCCGGCCACCCGCGCCAUCCUCUUGCUCCCGGCUCUCCAUGCCGUGGCGGCCUUCUCCCCUCUCUCUCCCCCCUCUCUCUCCAAGAUCCCGUCUGCUGUCAGCUCGAUCCGCCCACUUUCUCUCAGGAAUUCCCGCAAGGUUGGACCCUACAUGUUCGACACCAAGGUCUUCCAGAAAGAGACGAUCGAAUUCUCCGUCAGUCCGGAUCCCACCAAGGAGGAUAUCCUCAGGGGAGGACGGGACAAGUUCCCCCUCGUGAAGAAGGCCUUCGAGGGAAUCAAGAAGAUCGGCGUCAUUGGAUGGGGCUCCCAGGCUCCGGCACAGGGACAGAACCUUGCCGAUACUCUCAAGGAAAUCGGAUCCGACAUCAAGGUCACUGUAGGCCUCAGGGCCAAUUCUCCAUCCUGGAAGGCCGCUCAGGCCGUUGGAUUCAGCGAGGCUGAUGGAACCCUCGGCGAGCAAUCCGCCGUGAUCAAGGAGAGCGACCUCGUGAUGCUCCUCAUCUCCGAUGCUGCUCAGGCCAACGACUACAAGACCAAGAUCGAGCCUCUCAUCAAGCCUGGUGCCACCCUUGGACUCUCCCACGGAUUCCUCCUUGGACACCUCGAGUCCAUCGGUGAGACCUUCAGGAAGGACAUCAACGUCGUCCUGGUUGCUCCCAAGGGUAUGGGCCCUUCCGUCCGCAGGCUCUAUGAGCAGGGCAAGACUGUCAACGGAGCUGGUAUCAACUCCUCCUUUGGAGUGCACCAGGAUGCUACUGGCCGCGCUACCGAGAUCGCUCUUGGCUGGGCCAUCGCCAUUGGAUCUCCCUUCGUGUUCGAGACUACCCUCAAGGAGGAGUACUGCUCUGACAUCUAUGGCGAGCGUGGAAUCCUCCUCGGCGCCGUUCACGGUAUCGUCGAGGUUCUCUUCAGGAGGUACAUGUCCCAGGGCAUGACCCCCGAGGAUGCGUUCAAGAAUUCCUGCGAAUCCAUCACUGGACCCAUCACCAAGACCAUCUCCAAGAAAGGCAUCUUGAACGUGUACCAGAUGUUCCAGGGAGAGGACAAGAAGCGCUUUGAGGAGGCUUACUCCGCGUCCUACACCCCAGCCAAGGAUGUGCUUGCUGAGAUCUACGAUGAGGUCAAGUCCGGAAACGAGAUCCGAUCGGUCAUCAUGCACGGCGACCGCUUUGACAAGUUCCCCAUCGGCAAGAUCGACGGCACCUUCACAUGGAAGGUCGGCGAGAAGGUCCGCGCUGCCCGCAAGGAGGACCAGAUCCCCUUGAACCCCACCACUGCCGGCAUGUACAUCGCCACCAUGAUGGCACAGAUCGACGUGCUCCGUGAGAACGGUCACUCGUACACUGAGAUCGUCAACGAGUCUGUGAUCGAGGCCGUCGACUCCCUCUGCCCCUACAUGCACGCCAAGGGUGUCGCCUUCAUGGUUGACAACUGCUCCAGGACUGCUCGCCUCGGAUCCCGCAAGUGGGCUCCCCGUUUUGACUACAUGCUCGAGCAGCAGGCCUGCGCUGACCUCGAUGCCAAGAAGGGUGUGAACCAGGCAAUGAUCGACAAGUUCGUCAAGAACCCCGUCCAUCAUGCUGUCAACGAGUGCUGCAAGCUCCGCCCCCCGUCGACAUCUCCACCACCGGUGCCUCGACCGCCCAGGAUGACCUUUCCUUCACUUUCCGUGAGUCCGUCAAGAACUAAAUCAUCCACCGUUGAUCUCAGUAUAAGAGUUUUGUCUUAAAUCAGUUCCUCUGC